This is a messenger RNA of Cinara cedri, 258 nucleotides long. NCBI's taxonomy places the organism in Eukaryota, Metazoa, Arthropoda, Insecta, Hemiptera, Aphididae. The record is from the annotation of a GenBank genome assembly.
AUGUUUUUAGUACUUAGCGAGUUUCUGCUCGAAGGCGACUCAGUGAAUGUCACUGAUAUUAAACAAAUUAUUUUAUUACAUUCAAACCAAUUACCAAUUGCAUUAAAUAGUUAUUUCCCAAAAAAAGACAUUCCUGAUGAUUUUCAACGGAUUAGAAAUCCUUUCACUGUUUCAAUUGGAGAGUUGAACUUUAAUAAGCUUUUUGAAACUCAGAUUAUCGAACUUUCUUGUGAUAAAACUUAUGAAAAUAAAUAUUGA